AGGGGGGUUGAGAAAGAGGGAGAAAGAGAGAUGGAUAGAUAGACCGAGUGAAAGAGCGAGCGAGAGAGAGAGAGAGAGAGAGAGAGAAAGAGAGAGAGAGGCGCGCCGGUUCCGUAGCAUUUGUAGCAUUGUAGGUCGUUGCGUUUUAUAACGUGACUCCUUAAUUUCCGCGACGGGUGUCCGCAGCCGCGUGUUGUGCAUCGAGUAGUAGUAAUACUACGGGAGGAUACCGAGACUCCGUACGAAUUUGAUCGAGGACGCGAUCCUCGUGAUCGAGAGGAAGAAAACGAUCAUCGCGGCACGACGAUCACUUUGACAUCAGAUCCAUUCAGAUAAUAGAAAUAAAUAAUAAAGUCGAAAGAAGAAAAAAAGAAAGGAGAGAGAGAAAAGGAGGAAAGGAAAGAAAAAAACUAGUGGUACUUUAAUCGUCGAUUGUGAAACAUUUCACAAGUGUUAUAUUAUAUUUCUCGUCGAAGAUUAAUCCGAGGAUUGAAGAGACCGUACGAUGACCGACACUAAAUAAAUAAAUAAAUAAAUAAACAAAGUUAAACAUAUAUAAGUGAUCGACGUAUUAAGAUCCUUGUCGAAAGUUUGAAUAAUUGGAGAAGAUAAUCUUUGAACAUUUCGUACAAUUAAAAAAGAUCGACUUAGUUAAAAAUCCGAAUGAUAUAUUUCGGAUGGAUGGAUGGAUGGAUGGAUGGAUCGAUCGAUCGAGAUUCGAUCGAUCGAUCGAUCGAUCGAUCGAUCGAUUAAUCUGAUCAACCGAUCGCGUACUACACGAAUUGAUUAAUAAUAUCUCGUGAAAGAAUAAUUCUUUUAUGCGUUUACACACAAUUUGCGGUUUAAAAUCAUCGAAGUCUUUUGAAUUCGAUACGAUAUCGAUUAGACUAAAUUAAGUCUUUAAGAUCGAAACGAACGAACGAACGAGCGAUCGAAAAGGAACGGAAAGAGGAAAAAAAAAGGAAGGAAAGGAGAUAAAGAAAAAAAAAAAUAUAUAGGAAGAAAAACAUUUCCAUUUCUCUGUGUUGUCAUCGACGUUUCGAAAUCUCGAAAUCUCGAAAAGAUUCUCAACGCGAACCGCGCGUGCCACGUUUCUCGUCUGUUGCUGCUGUCACUGCAACUGCAACUGCUGCUGCAACUCCUGCAACUACUGCUGCUGCUACCGCUGCUGCUGCUGCUGUACGCGCGUUGUUGGAAAACGAGUCUCUUGGUACGCCGUAUAAACGUGCCGUUAGGAGGAUAUAUUUAUGACAGAACGAAGAGCCGUCGCGUCGGCGGAAGUCAAGAGGAAACCUUGACUCUGACUAUCGGCGAUCUUUUCCAUCGACGAGAGGGAUAGAACGAUAUCCACGACGAGGACGGGGUGGCGGCGGAGGAAGGCGGAGGAGGGUGUACGGUGAAACUCAGCAACGGAGACGAGCGUAACGGCAGCGGGAGUAGCCGAAGAAGAAGAAGAAGAGGAAGAAGAAAAAGAAGAGGAAGAGGAAGAAGAAGAAGAAGAAGAAGAAGAAGAAGAAGGAAGUGGAGAAGGCGGAGGUGGUGGUGGUGGUGGUGGUGGUGGAGGAGGGGUGGUGGUGGAGGAGGAGGAGAAGAAGGAGGCGAGCAGGAGCAGCUCGUGGUGGCGGCGCCGACGGCUGCGUUGGUUCUGCCAGGGCCGCGCAUGCUUCACCAACGUACCGCUACAGCAACAACACCGCCUGCGACGUCAUCCACCAACAUGUUCCCCCAACAAUACUGCCUGAGAUGGAAGUACCAUCACAGCAACCUGCAGACCAUGUUCUCACAGCUGCUCGAGCGGCAGGCCUAUUGCGACGUCACGCUCGCAUGCGAGGGCAAGACACUCAGAGCGCACAAGGUCGUACUAUCGGCAUGCAGCACCUACUUUGACACGAUCCUGUCGCAAUACGAAGAGAAGGAUCCUAUCGUAAUCAUGCGCGACGUCAAAUUCUCGGACAUCAAAGUACUCGUCGAGUUCAUGUACAAGGGAGAAAUUAAUAUCGAUCACACAAGAUUGUCGUCCCUAUUAAAGACUGCUGAGGAUCUUCAUAUCAAGGGUCUUGCGGAGGUCAGCUGGCGUAGCGAUUCAACGCAAAAUGACUUAAGUAACAGUGGUCACAGUCCUGGUGCGGCUACGCCAGGGGUUGAAACGGUUUUAAGGGAAGGUGACACGGAUGAACCACAACCCCCAAAACAAAGGCGUAGAGGACGUCCUCCAUUGGACGAUACACCUACGACGCACGACGUCUUUACGCCGAAAAUCACAUGUAUCACCGGAAACGAGGAAAUGAUGAGCGAAGGUGACCACGAAAGUUGGGACGACGAAAUGAUGAUGAACGAGAAUAACGAAACGCCACUGCCGGUGCUAUCCUACAUGCCGAAGGAGGACAGUAGUACCUCCGAUCAAGAAAAAAAAGCGCCUACGACGACAGCGUCGAAUUCAAACGCGACGAACCUAUCGAUCCCGGAACAAUUUCGGGACGUCGUUAAGAUGAACGAUUAUUUGACGACGGGCCGCCGACAAGAAUUCUGGGAGGAACCGUUCACGCGACGCGUUAUGGAUGCCAUCAAGAGUAAGGAGUUAGAAAUGAAGACUGCUGCUGAGAUACUCGGCGUUUCUUACGGGACUCUCUAUGGGAGAUAUCGUGACAGUUAUGGUUGCCUUAAACACCCGUAUAGAGUUAGGGAUUUUUGGUCGGAACCUGGACCGGCGGAAGUGCUCGCAAAAUUACGAAGAAAGGAAAUAACGUUGUUCCGUGCUGCUGAGUUCCUCAAUGUAACCGUACACACGUUGGCAACGUACCUGUCUACCCUACAAGGUUCCGAAAGAAUUUCGUUGGCCGGUGACGUUAGUGCGACAUCGGUGAACGUCGAGGGUAACGAUACGCAAGAGAACAACGAGUCGGUUAACGAUAUUAUACAAAAGAUCAAUGCCAACGCCGUUACCGCAGCAACUCCUACUACUUCGACGACAAUAAAAAGAGAGGGUGGUGGUUACUUGGAGGUACCUACGGCAGUUGUACCGAAAGCUGCAACAUCCGUUCUCGAAAACAAUCCAGACAUAACGAUCGUCAAGACCGAAAAUCUACCGCGUAAACGUGAAUAUGCAAAGAUUUCCAAUACAGAAAACAACAAUGCGAAACUGAUGAGCGGUGGUGCCGUCAGUGAGAUUACAACACAAUCGUCUCAACAGCAACAGCAGCAGCAGCAGCAGCAGCAACAACAGCAGCAGCAACAACAGCAACAGCAACAGCAACAACAGCAACAACAACAACAGCAACAACAGCAACAACAGCAGCAACAGCAGCAACAACAACAACAACAACAGAAGAUCACCGAUCCGCUCGCAUUGAACAACGACAACAGUAAACCCUAACUAUUCAGGCCUUAUUUAACACCGGCGAGUCCAAGAAUAACCGGCGCCAAUGCCAGUUACAGAUCCGAACUCUGUCCCCGGAGAUUUUAUUCGAACGUAUUUACGCGCUUCUUGACUAAUUUUCAUUUGAAGUAAAACAAAAAGAAAUAUACGUAUAUAUAUAUAUAUAUAUAUAUAUAUAUAUAUAUAUAUAUAUAUUUAUGUAUAUGUAAUUUGAUUAAUUAAUUUAGAUCAUGAGAUCAUAAUCCGUGAUCGAUCUCUCCGAGGAUCCAUCCAUCCAUCCAUCCUUUCUCCUUUUGUUCGUAUCUUCUUCUCUUUUCUUUCUCUCUCUCUGUCUCUCUCUCUCUCUCUGUCUCUCUCUCUCUCUCUAAAUCUAAAUCUAAAUUACUAAUCAAUUGUCUAUCCGUCUUGUAACAAUCUAUCUGUAUACACCUGUCUCUGUCUCUGUCUAUAUCUAUCGUCUUUCGUCUCGUUCGUCGUGCACAUAAGCAAACAAAGUUCUAACUAGAUAUAGAAAAUAUUUUAAUAAUUUCAUUUAAUUAAACGAUUAAUUUUAAUAUCACGUAAUAACAAUGAUCCUUGAGGAAAAUGUGUGUGUGUGUGCGUGCGUGCGUGCGUGCGUGCGUGUGUGUGUCUGUGUGUGUGUGUGUAUGUAUGUAUGUAUGAUACGUUCGAUGAGCAUGAUACCCAUCGAUAAAACACCAUGAUCUAUUUUUCUUUUUAUCGAUCCUCCUUCUUCGAUCCAAUUCUUUUUCAAAACUCAUCUUUUAUGGAUCCUAAUCAAACAUUUAAAUGUUUAAGAAUAAUAACAAUUCGGGAAUUUGAUCCUCUUUUCUUUUCUUCUUUUUUUUCCUGUGAUCGAUUGUAAUUGUAAUGUAAUGAUAAUAAAAAAAUAAUGAUAAUAAUAAUUAUUAUUAUUAUUAUUAUUAUUAUUAUUUUUAUUAUUAUUAUUGUUAUUAAUAAAAUAGAAAGAAAAACAAAAUAAUAAUAAUAAUAAUAAUAAUAAUAAUAAUAAUAAUAAUAAUAAUAGUAGUAAAUGGCGGCUGUAAUCUUGGAAAAUUGCGUUUAAAAAAAAAAAAAAAAAUAAGAAGAAAAAGAAAAAGAAAAAAAAAGAAAAGAGGUUUAAACGAAGAUAAAAAGAGAUUAAGAAGAGCGUAUAAUAAAAAGUUCAAUCGAAGUUCCUUUUGAAUAACGACGUGUAGUAUGUAUCGCAAACAAACAAACAAACAAACAAACAAACAACAAACAAACAAACAAACAAACAAACAUACAAACAUACAAACAAACAAAAAAGAAGAAGAAUGCCUAGACUAUUUUCUGCCGCAUGUGUCUGUAUGAUGAGUAGAACAUAAAGAGCGACAAUAUAUUAUCUUCUUCACGGUAGAAUAUCCUGUUCGUAGUAAGCGAUUGAUAUGGAUGAUGAUGAUGAUGAUGAUGAUGAUGAUGAUGAUGGAGAAGGAGGGAGAACGGAUAGAAAAAAGAAAGAGAAAAGAAAAAGAAAAGAAAAACAAAAAGAAAAAAGUGGCCGAGAACGAUGACGAUGACGAUGACGACGGCAAAUGUUUAAAAAGGAGACACCUUGUAUAAUCCUCUCGAACGACUA
This is a messenger RNA of Vespa crabro (European hornet), 4976 nucleotides long. Its product is annotated as protein tramtrack, alpha isoform-like. Gene Ontology annotation, cellular component: SAGA complex; nucleus. The record is from RefSeq and is a predicted model, not a curated record. Lineage: Eukaryota; Metazoa; Arthropoda; Insecta; Hymenoptera; Vespidae. Gene Ontology annotation, molecular function: protein binding; transcription coregulator activity. Gene Ontology annotation, biological process: regulation of transcription by RNA polymerase II. Bases 1661 to 3373 code for a protein of 570 amino acids. The transcript has 10 exons.